UGUGGAACGUGUCGGUGUGCGUGACGUCGCCUCCACCAAAACCUCCAUCAGUGACGCAAACCGCCCACCGCAAACCCACAUCUGGUACAUCUUCUUUUCUCAGUUUGGAAUUCUUCACGGUUACAAUUAGGAUUAUUUGCCCCUUAAAAAAUACAAUGUGUGCUCAGUACCUCUGUUGUUCCCUCCAGCAAAAGUUGUGACAACACCUCCAUCAGAGACAAAAACCUCUGUCCAACCCACUGAUGCACCCGUCACUAUGUCCUCAAACACUGCAACACCUCCAGCACGACCCACAUCAGAGACUCUCUCUGUCACACCAAAACCCUCUGACAUCCUCACAACGGUCACUACGUCUACUUUGAGUUCUGGUGCAUGUGGUUAGUUUUGUUCAUAUUUUAAUUCCUCUACCAGCAGAAUUGGUUGGUGAUAUUAUUUUAAUAUCAUUAAACCUUUCAGGUCAUCCACACCCCAAAAACUAAUCUCACCUUUUCACCCGGUAGUCAUAACAUUCACAUGAUAUUAAGACUCUUCUAAAAAUAACUUCUUUCCCCUAAUAAUAUUACUCAUUUAGUCUGAACAGCACCACCAUGUGGUCAUUUGUCAAGUUUUCUUUUUAAAUUAAAUUCCAAAUAUACCUGAACUAAUUCUCCACUGUGUCCACCAUUUAGAAUUUUAUUUCAAACAAUGUUUUGUUCUGCCAUCAAUUGUAUCCAGUCUUCACCAAAGCUAGUAAAAACACAACAGUAGGCCCAAUGUGUUCACAACACUUCCUACAAAUAUCAAUUUUCUUUUUCUUUUGAAAAUAUUACUUUUCCCCUAUAAUUAUAGUUUUCCUCUCUUAAUAUUUGUAUUUUCUAUUAUUGUGUUGAGUAAUAAUAAUAAAGGAUUACAUAUUAUUUAAGCCUUGCAAAUAUUAGUUUGACAAGAAAUUUGUAGCACAAGAUCUACUUUACUGGAGCUUUCAGCCUCAUCUCAUGGCCUUCAGCGAGAGAUGGAGUUUGACCGACCAUGUGGUUAAAGGUCUGAAAAAGAAAAUCAGUGAGCGGAACUUGUUCUUGAAACAUAUGUUAAAAUGUAUUCUUCUUUUUCUAGAAGUUAAACCAUUAUUCAUCAUGAUUGUCUCUAUCAGUAUUCUGAAGCACAUGUGUAUCCAGGUGCAGAUAAACAAGAUGAAAGCAUGAUCUGUUAUUAAAAUAACACAUUUAGAGGACUGAGCUGCUUGAAUCUCUUUAGUUGGUCCGUUGUUUCCAUUCAGCAGCUCAUGUGACGUCGCCUCCAUCAGUGACGGAGAUCUCUGUCCGACCUGAACCUUCUGACCUGCCCAGAGCUACAUCUACACCCACUGGGAUGGCGUGUGUGUGUGUGUGUGUGUGUGUGUGUGUGUGUGUGUGUGUGUGUGUGUGUGUGUGUGUGUGUGUGUGUGUGUGUGUGUGUGUGUGUGUUUCUUCUGGUCUUUGAUACUUGAACCAUUAUGUAACGUGUGCUUCAUGUGUCUGUUUUUCCUUCCAGAAACCUGUGCGACAUCAAGACCAUCGUCGGAUACAAACGUUGUCUUCACACUGGUUGUUGUGAUAGUGGUUCUUUCGUUGCUCCUGUUUGUGGGGUUCUUCCUGGCGGUGCUGCAUCGGAGGAAACACAACAGCAAAGCCAUGACGCCUGGACGUCCAGAGGAAAACAGACCUGAGUUGAAAGAAGGCGGCAGAUCCAGUCGUGCUCCGUCUCCAGGAAACUCUGAGAAAAGAGAAAUCAAUCAGUGGGACUCAGAGACGGGAUGGAGGACGUCCUUUACUGGAGUCAGAGCUAAGUCGGCUAAUGCCGUUCUCUUCAUGUCUCCUUUUUGUGCACCUGUGAAAGAUGAAGUGACUUUGCAAACUGAGAUGGAGGCUCAGUCAGAAGAUGCAGGAAAGCAGAAACUGGGAGAUGAAACUGAAGUAGAUGGAGGAGUUGAGACGGAUGAUGCUGAUGUAAUAAGAAAUGGUAAACAAGCGGAGGCUGGUGGAGAUCUAGAUGAAAAGUCCCACCGUGUUUCUGUCAACACUACUAACACUGUGCCUUAUCUGAGCAUCGCUACAAACCAGAAUAAGCUCAGUCCUGAUGAUUUCAACAAACGGUCCACUGACGGUUCAGCUCAAAGAUCACAGACGGGAAAAGUCAUGGGGAGGAUCUCCACCUGGCCUCCGACUGCCGUUCAGUGGCAGGCCAGAUGUAAAGCGAAGGAGGACGAGGAGCAGGGGACGGAUGUCUUCGCUGUUUGGACACCAAUGUUUCCAGCUGAGGUGAAGACAGAGGAGCGUCCCUCGGGUUCUGACUGGGACAAAAAGGAAGACGACAUCGAGAACAAUCCAAUGGAAGGUUUACGAACUGCACCAAACCAAGAUCCUUUAAAAAUGACCGCAGCUCCCGUGAGUUUGGGACACUCUCGGUCCUCAAAACCAAAUGACGACACCACUUGUUUCAGUGAGGCUCUCACCCACACUGGCACGAGGCUAGAAGCGCAGCUAAAGAAGGAGAUGAUCCUGGACCCGACCACUGUGGGACGGACCCAAACUCUGAAUGAGGGGAAACUUUGUCCAGAUCAAGACCUGAAAUCUGCAGCAAAUCGUGCGCAGAAGAAGAGCAGCACCAAGGCAGAACAGAGGAACGAAUUACAGCGAGCUGUGACGAGCAGACAGAGAGCAGAGAACGGCCCAAAGGCUCCCUCUGGCGGCGCCUCGCCAGAUGACGAGACGCUGCUGUCCGGCAACGAGUACGCCUUCAUGGACCUGCUGCACGAAGUCGUGCAGAACAACGGCCGCUGGACCCGAGACCGGUGGAAGCAGAAAGAAGCCAACAAGCAGCGGCGUCACGACAGAGCCGCCGAAAGGAGUUUAGAAAAGGAUUCGCUUAAAGUUUGAAAUGACGUAUAACACAACACAACGUACAAUAUUGUAGUUUUAUUCUAUCACUCUUUAAGUUGGAAGAAAAUAGUUUAUUUUUACCUGCUGCGGAAAUAACAUGUAAAAAUGAUCUUUGUGUGAGAUGAAGUAAACACUUAAAAUAAUUGUUUGACAUUUUGGAGAACACUUCAAUUAGCUUUUUAUUGAAAGGUUACUGUACUAUAGAAUUCAGACUUAAGGUCAUUGUAUGAGCUACAUUUAACAAUGUAGAAACAUAUCCCGUCUAGUUGUAAAGAUGCAACUUAAAACCAACGUUUUUACAGUUUUUGUUGCAAUUAAACAAGAGAUUUAAUUAAUUGUAAAGCUUUAGAGCUGCUGGUUAGUGGAUUUUCUUUACCUUUGGCCAUGGCCAGGCUAGUCUUUAUGCUAAGCUAACAGUCUCUUCAUAGUUGCCAUACAGACACAAGUGGUAUUGAGCUUCUCAUGCUACUCAAAGAAAGAUGUGGUUCCCAAAAUAUCCUUCAGAAAAUUGUUUAUUUUGAUUUCUGCUGCAGUUUAAAUGUAAUCUCUGAUUGCGAGAUGAAGUCGAUACUACUCAAAUAAAAGCACUAAUCAAAUACAAGCACAUAUUCAUCAAGUUGUCAUUUGACGAUCUGGGAUCAAAAAAUAAAAAGGUCUUUUCAUGUAUUGUAUCUGGCUGCAUGCAGCAUUUAUUUGUUCAUAUUUCAUAGGUGGAGAAGUACACUCGCUCCUCAUAAGAAAGAGUACAAAAUGGAUCAACCCCUUUUUGACAAUGACUUAAAAACAAAGUGGAGGUAAACAGGAUACGUAGGCUUUUGAUAACACCUGGACACAACAUGCAUGUUCCAUUCAUAUAAAUACACAGUAUCAAAUAAUGGCCCCAACUUGGAAGCAGUUGACUUGAAUAUGGGUUUCUCUAGCCAUGGGACAUCCCACUAAAUGUACAAAAUGUAUUGUUCCUGGCAAGCUUGUAUAUCAAAACAUGCUGUUGUGUUUACAUGCCCCUUGUGGUAUUUGUAAGUAUGGACACUAGGAGGUCUGAGUGAGCUCUGUGCGGAGAGUUAUAAGCUUAGUCGGGAGCGAGGACCAAGGAAGACGUUAAAUGAAUGGAUCAGCACACCGAUCGGAUCUUCCAUCGAGGUCGCUCACACUUUUACUCCUCAGCUCUCCUGCCCUGUAAACGGACGCUUGUAGAGGGCCAGUUAAAUGUAAAAAAGCUUAUGCUGCAUCCUCAAAUAAAAAUCCAUCAUUACUGUCUCUUCAUAUUUCUUUAACAAAUAAAUAACAUGGCUCUCACCAAAAUACUUUUUUCAAACAUCUGCAAAAAUGAAAAGAACAAAGCAUGACAUGUUACUGCACGUUUGACUUGUCUUUGCAUCACAGAGCUGAAUACUGUCCACUGUGUUGUACGGAUUAAAGGGUCACGCUGUUACGCUCUACACAUCCCCGAAGAGCUUAGUGCAAACAUAUGUUCAAGUCCUCUUUCACUUUCCAUCAAACAGAAGAGACUGAAACGAUUUACAAAGUUCCUAUUUACAGCGAUUAAACCAAACAUAAAUGGAGAUCAACUACUGCACACUGCCUUUUUACACAAGGUGUGGCCUGUACA
Molecule: messenger RNA, 4506 nt
Organism: Anarrhichthys ocellatus (wolf-eel)
Lineage: Eukaryota; Metazoa; Chordata; Actinopteri; Perciformes; Anarhichadidae
Exons: 3
Coding region: 1488-2894 (468 amino acids)
Source: RefSeq, a predicted model, not a curated record